Molecule: messenger RNA, 2841 nt
Organism: Cetraspora pellucida
Lineage: Eukaryota; Fungi; Glomeromycota; Glomeromycetes; Diversisporales; Gigasporaceae
Source: the annotation of a GenBank genome assembly
AUGUCUGAAGCCGAGGACAGUACACUCGAAUCAAGCGAGUUUGGCAACCAAGCAUCUGCUGAUUCAACAGAGUUAGACGGUAGCAUCCAGACGCCUGCAAGAGAUGUAGAUAAAAAGGAUUCUGAUGACGCGAUAAAGAACGAAGAAAAACCAAUCAAAGUGUCUCUAAAUACUAAAUCGGGAAACGUAAUUCGUUAUACGAGAGAGCAAUUGUUUGAAUUGCGCGAAAGCCCACUUGUUAAAAAACCGGACGCACUACCACCAAUCAGUUCAUGGUUUGGGGAGCCGGUGGUAAAGAAAGACAAGAGAAAUAAUACGGAAAAUAUUCAGGAAAAUGAAAAAGGCAAACUUUAUCAAAGCUUCGUUGAUGGAUUAAAUAAGUCCAAAGACGAUUUGACUGUAUUAGGUAUUUCGAAAAGCCCCUUAAUAGGAGCUUCAAAGAGUCCUAACGGAUCGGAGCCGACAUCUCCCAAACCAUCAGGCAUGUAUAAAAUUAUUCUUGGACCCCCUAAAACGAUUUUCGCUUCAUCUUCUGUUGGAGGAUUAAAAAGCGCAGAAGAUAAACCAAAUCAGGCUAGAACUGGCAGGUCUGAUGGAAUGCGACAACGUCAAGAUGAAUAUUCGAGAGCUGGAAUUAAAGACUUUGAACCCCGGGCUCCUCGCGGUCCUACUGGUGAACGAGGUUUCAUUGGUAGGGAAGCUUUGAGGGAACGAGCUCUGGUGGAUAAAGCACUCAAGGAAUCAAUGGGAUCAUCGCAUAAUUCUCAUAGUCGUGGUUUAGGCCAUACAAGAUCUCAAGAUACAAAUAAGAACAGUCGUAGAGAUGGUGGUGGCGUAUACGGGAGGGAAUAUUUGGGCAAAACCAAUUUUAUUAGACAUCACCAUUCCGAAGACAGAUCCGAGACGCCUAAAUGGAUGAAUUACAAUCCACAAACUGAUGAAGAUACAAAAAAUGGUGAGAAUGGCGGGUAUGAAGAUAAAAAACAUUUUGAUUUUCAAGCUUGGAAGUCUCAGAUGAAGGAACAAGACCGAGAACGUAAAGAUAAAGAAAGGUCAAGAUCAGAAAAGGACAAGGAACGCAAAGAAACUGCCGAGAAAGGCAGAGCACGGAGUAUAUCACGUGCUGAUAGCAGUACGUCUUGGAGACCUGAUAAUAAGAUUGGGACGUCAGAAGAACCUAGUACAUUUGUUGGAAACACUAUACCUGAAGUGUCACAAAAUGGUUCAAAAGAGAAGGAAACUUCCGAUUUCAAUGGUAAAUUAACUUUUUUAACGUGUGCAAUGGAAUUAAAACAAAAAAAUCUAAAUGGAAAUGUCGUUUGUUACAUAGAGUCAACAUUGUACUUGGCCAAUGUGGACCAACUUUUUGGCCCUGGAGUCGAUCUCAAUGCACAUCUGGAUUCUGGCUCGUCAGCUUUUGAUAAGUUUCUGUCAAAACAUAAUAAACUUGCUAUGGCCGAAGAUAAUAUUCCUAAAACUGGUGUCGCAAAGAAUGCUGAGAUAAUUCCCCGCGAGCAAGGCACAUCUCGCUUUGCCAGGUUUUUUUCUCAUAAUGUAGAUGAAAGCUCACAAGAAGUGGAACACAACAAUGAGAGACACCCAGUGUUUCCUACAUCAACACAAGGUCAUCCGGCUCCAAAUGAAUUAAAACCGGGACCAAUUAGCCUUGAUACAUUGUUUCAAAGUCAAGCAGCAACGUCUUCUACGGUUGCAGUUACUUCUCCUCGCAUGACUGACGGAAAGCGAAUGCUUUCAAGAAUGCUCACUGAAGAUGAAGUUUUGCAGACAAUUGGAGCAAAACCAUCUAUUAAACCGGAACCUAAAGAGCGUAAUUACGAAGAUGAAGCUGCUAUGUACAAAAUAUAUGCAGCUUUGAAAAAAGGCCCAUCUGCAGAGCUGCCAAGGCCAUCGCAAUCUAAUAUGCCAAUAUCUCUAUCCAAUCAGUCCCCAGCGCACCAAUCUGCAAUAUCGCAUACGGGAUUGCCUUUUAACGACCCUUCUAUUAUCAGUGCGCAGAAGUCAACUCCUGGGGUAAAAACUAGCCAACAUCAAUCAAAACUUGAUAUUCCGAACAGGCAUUUAGGUCUUUCUGAAUUAUCUUCUACGGACUCAGCAAAAAAAAUUAAUAUGCUCUUUGGAGGCAAUGUACCAACUUCAGUAUAUCGUCAGUUGAGUUCAAGGUCAGAUAAUGGUUCCAGAGAGUCGUCAGCCGCAUCUUCACCGGCAUUAAAAUUCAAUACCAAACCUAUUAUUUCCAACUUUCCACACUCGCCGCAAUCAUCGGCACAUAUUCAUGAUAUCCACGCGCCGAUGUUUAAAUCACCUCACUCUCCUAAUCAUCCUCAUCAACAAAGUCAUAACCAUUCACAGUAUCAUAACAAUGUACCUAGUUACUCUAACGGACCAAAUAUCUCUCAGCAUUCGCAUAAUCGACCUGAGUACCCUCCACCUAUCGGCCGCAACAUACCAGUAGAACAGUUGUUUAACAUGAUUCCGCCACGCAACGUUCCACAACAAGUUCCUCCACAAUUUCAACAACCUCCAAUUCCACCUCAAAUACCAUUUGGUUACCAACAUCAAACUGAACGCUAUCCUCAACAAAUCCAGUUUAAUGGUCCUUCGAUACCACAUCAUCCUGUCCAUCAUCAUCCAGGAAUGUUGCCACCCGGUACCGAGGCUCUUUUUGCAAACAUGCACGGAUAUGCACAGUUUAUUCCAAACAUUGUGAACAAUGCAAUGGCUCCGAAUAACAUACCAGGCAUUCCAAAUAGUACCAAUAUACAACAACGUGGAAUGAUGACUUUGGAAGAAAUCGAGAGACAAGGAUUUGGUGGCCGUUAA